UUAUAAAUAACUCCGCUAAAUUAGCUCAUAUAGAGGGGGGGAAAUCAGAGACCAAAGAUCAUGGCCACCUCCAGCGACGACAACAGGAUAAUUUAUGCUGAAGAUGAGUCUUAUCAGCCCAUAUUGCAUGCCAAGAGAUCAUUCUCCGCGGAGGCAGUGAGUUCUGAACUUGAAGAUAUAUUAUGUAACAUGGAAUUAUCCCGCUCUCAUCGAAUCCUAAGAGCCACCUGGGUUGAACUGAAAAUCCUCUUUCCUCUAGCAGCGCCAGCAAUCGUGGUUUACUUGCUCAAUUUUUUUGUUUCCAUAUCCACUCAAAUGUUUUGUGGUCAUCUUGGCAAUCUUGAACUUGCUGGUGUCUCUCUUGGCAAUAAUGGCAUCCAAGGUCUUGUCUUUGGAGUUAUGUUGGGAAUGGGAAGUGCAGUGGAGACACUAUGUGGGCAAGCGUAUGGAGCAAACAAGUUUGAAAUGCUAGGCGUAUAUAUGCAAAGAUCGACGAUUCUCCUCACUUUAGCUGGGCUUGUACUUAUGUUUAUCUACAUCUUUUGCAAGCCUAUCUUACUUGGACUACACGAAUCGCCUGCCAUUUCAUCUGCAGCUGCAAUUUUUGUCUACGGUCUAAUCCCUCAAAUCUUUGCUUACGCUUGCAAUUUCCCCAUACAAAAAUUCUUGCAAGCUCAAAGUGUGAUUUUCCCUAGUACAUGCAUAUCAGCUGCUGUUCUUGUGCUUCAUCUAAUACUAUGUUGGGUUGUAAUUUUCAAGCUUGGAGGGGGUUUGUUGGGUGCGGGACUGGUAACGAGUUUUUCAUGGUGGGUUAUAGUGGUAGCCCAGUUUGUGUACAUUCUAGUAAGCAAGAAGUUCAAGCACACAUGGAGGGGAUUUAGUAUACUGGCCUUCUCUGGGUUAUGGGAUUUCUUCAAGCUGUCCCUUGCAUCAGGUGUGAUGCUAUGCCUUGAGUUUUGGUACUACCAGGUAUUAACAUUGAUUGCAGGGUUGCUAAAAAAUGCUGAAGUUUCCUUGGACGCCCUGUCCAUCUGCAUGACUAUAAAUGGAUGGUGUUUUAUGGUCUCUGUUGGUUUCCAAGCGGCUGCAAGCGUGAGAGUAAGCAACGAGUUGGGUGCUGGACAUCCCAGAGCAACAUCGUUUUCUGUUAUAGUAGUAAAUUUAUGCUCACUGCUCAUCUCUGUGAUCUUGGCUGUUAUUGUGCUCUUACUGCGGCAUGUCAUAAGCUAUGCCUUCACUAGCGGUACAGUGGUUUCCGAUGCUGUUUCAGAGCUAUCUCCUUUCCUCGCAGCCUCCAUCGUGCUAGGAGGAGUCCAACCUGUUUUAUCUGGAGUGGCUGUUGGGUGCGGAUGGCAAGCAUUUGUUGCUUAUGUCAAUCUUGCAUGUUACUACAUCAUUGGCGUCCCGUUGGGUUGCGUUCUUGGCUUUGCAUGCGACAUGGGAGCAAAGGGAAUAUGGACCGGAAUGUUAGGUGGCACAGCUGUGCAGACUUUAGUCUUGUUAUGGGCUACAUUUCGAACAAACUGGGACAAAGAGGUGGAGAAAGCUCAGAGUCGUUUGGAUACAUGGGAUGACGUUAAGGAACCACUUUUAAAAGAGUAAAAAUGACAUUGCUGUCAGUGUGGUGAAAGGUGAAAAUUUUGUUUGUUGUUGAGUAACCACUUUUAAUAAACAAAUUUAAGGAACAAGAGGUUUACUCUUUUAAGUA
Messenger RNA from Populus nigra (black poplar), 1708 nucleotides. RefSeq names its product protein DETOXIFICATION 40-like. The transcript has 7 exons. Gene Ontology annotation, biological process: xenobiotic detoxification by transmembrane export across the plasma membrane. Gene Ontology annotation, molecular function: antiporter activity; xenobiotic transmembrane transporter activity. Gene Ontology annotation, cellular component: membrane. The record is from RefSeq and is a predicted model, not a curated record. The coding region runs from base 61 to 1602 and encodes 513 amino acids. NCBI's taxonomy places the organism in Eukaryota, Viridiplantae, Streptophyta, Magnoliopsida, Malpighiales, Salicaceae.